AUGGCUGCGUUUUUCGAUCCUCGCCGCGCCGCGGGCAGAAGUUUGAACGAAGAUCAAGUUAUACAAUUGCUGGGCGAUGGAAACUUCUCCGACAUCGAAGAUUUUGAGGACGACGACGACGAAAUCCAACCCAGCACUUUCGAAAAUCUUCAGUUGGAUGAUCCAGAGCCUGAACCACAGCCGUCUGUAGCACCGGAGCCGGAACCGAUGCAAGAUACUCCUGGACCAUCACAACUAACUCCGCGCCCUCGAUCUUUACGGUCACCUUCUCGAAAGAGAGUUUGGAAGCACUUACCUUUCGACGAUUGUAGUCACGACUAUGCUCCCUUGCCCGUUACUCCGAUGUCAAAUUGGAGAGCAAACAAUGAUCCGCCCGCAAACUUCAUCCACUUGCUUUAUGCUGAUGAUGAUGAAGAUCUUUAG
Messenger RNA from Parnassius apollo (apollo), 423 nucleotides. Lineage: Eukaryota; Metazoa; Arthropoda; Insecta; Lepidoptera; Papilionidae. The record is from the annotation of a GenBank genome assembly.